UAAAUCCGGAUACGAGAAAGGACGUUACAAGAGUCGUCGGACUGUGUAGGCGCCAUCUUGGGUGCCAAAAACUGUUGCAUAAACUUGGCUCGAGGCAAUUUGGCUUAAACGCAGCGGAACGCGGCCCGAGCGAGGGGGCGCGUAUCUCGGUACGGAUCGCGGCCCGGUGCGCUUCCUGUCUAUCCGGCUGCUCGCGGGGGACGCUCAAGCCGCCCGCUGUCGCUCGCUGGCCGGCCAAAGUACAGCGCGGAAAGCCGGCGUCUCCUGCCCGGCGGGUGGGAGCGAGUGCGCGGACCAGGGGGCCAGAACGUGCGGCCUGAGCGGGCCGCCGACGACGGCAUGCCGGCGGUGUCGAAAGGGGACGGAAUGCGCGGCCUGGCCGUGUUCAUCUCCGACAUCAGGAACUGUAAAAGUAAAGAGGCGGAGAUAAAGAGGAUCAACAAGGAACUGGCCAACAUCCGAUCAAAAUUUAAAGGCGACAAGGCUCUCGAUGGCUACAGCAAGAAAAAGUACGUGUGCAAGCUGCUCUUCAUCUUCCUUCUUGGCCACGAUAUCGACUUUGGACACAUGGAGGCCGUCAACCUGCUCAGCUCCAACAAGUACACCGAGAAACAAAUUGGUUACCUGUUCAUCUCGGUGCUGGUCAACUCCAACAGCGACCUGAUCCGCCUCAUCAACAACGCCAUCAAGAACGACCUGAGCAGCCGCAACCCCACCUUCAUGAACCUGGCGCUCCACUGCAUCGCCAACGUGGGCAGCCGCGAGAUGGCCGAGGCCUUCGCCACCGACAUCCCCCGCAUCCUGGUGGCCGGGGACACCAUGGACAGCGUCAAGCAGAGCGCGGCGCUUUGCCUGCUGCGCCUGAACAAGACGUCGCCCGACCUGGUGUCCAUGGGCGAGUGGACGUCCAGGGUGGUCCACCUGCUCAACGACCAGCACCUGGGCGUCGUGACAGCGGCCACCAGCCUCAUCAGCAGAUUGGCCCAAAAAAGUCCGGACGAGUUCAAAACGUCCGUGUCGCUGGCGGUGGCCCGACUCAGCAGGAUUGUGACGUCGGCGUCAAUCGACCUCCAGGACUACACGUACUACUUUGUGGCGGCGCCGUGGCUCUCCGUUAAACUGCUGAGGCUGCUGCAGUGCUACCCUCCGCCUGAGGACGCGGCGCUGCGAAGUCGCUUGACGGAAUGUCUGGAGACCAUCUUGAACAAAGCCCAGGAGCCUCCCAAGUCCAAGAAGGUUCAGCACUCCAACGCCAAGAACGCCGUUCUCUUUGAAGCCAUUUCGCUCAUCAUCCACCACGACAGUGAGCCCACCUUGCUGGUGCGAGCGUGCAACCAGCUCGGUCAGUUCCUGCAGCACCGGGAGACCAACCUGCGCUACUUGGCCUUGGAGAGCAUGUGCACCCUGGCCAGCUCCGAGUUCUCCCACGAGGCCGUCAAGACGCACAUCGACACCGUCAUUAACGCCCUCAAGACGGAGCGAGACGUGAGCGUUCGCCAGCGCGCCGUGGACCUUCUCUACGCCAUGUGUGACCGCAGCAACGCCAAGCAGAUCGUGGCAGAGAUGCUGAGCUACCUGGAGAACGCCGACUACUCCAUCCGAGAGGAGAUCGUGCUGAAGGUGGCCAUCCUGGCCGAGAAGUACGCGGUGGACUACACCUGGUACGUGGACACCAUCCUCAACCUCAUCCGCAUCGCCGGGGACCACGUGAGCGAGGAGGUGUGGUAUCGCGUCAUCCAGAUCGUCAUCAACAGAGACGACGUGCAGGGCUACGCCGCCAAGACCGUCUUUGAGGCUCUGCAGGCGCCCGCCUGCCACGAGAACCUGGUCAAAGUGGGAGGCUACAUCCUGGGGGAGUUUGGCAACCUGAUUGCUGGAGAUCCGCGUUCCAGCCCGCUGGUCCAGUUCAACCUGCUGCACUCCAAGUUCCACCUGUGCUCGGUGCCUACGCGGGCGCUGCUGCUGUCCGCCUACAUCAAGUUCAUCAACCUGUUCCCGGAGGUGAAGGGCACCAUCCAGGAGGUUCUGCGCUCGGACAGCCAGCUCCGUAACGCCGACGUGGAGCUGCAGCAGAGGGCCGUGGAGUACCUGAGGCUCAGCUGCAUCGCCACCACGGACAUUCUGGCCACCGUCUUGGAAGAAAUGCCUCCUUUUCCCGAGAGGGAGUCUUCCAUCCUGGCUAAGUUGAAGAAGAAGAAGGGACCCGGCAACCUGCCCGGCAUCGACGACACGCGGCGCAACGUGAACGGCGCUCCGGAACCCAACGGCGGCGAGAAGAGCGACGCCGCUGCCACGUCCUCUCCUUCACUGAUGAUGGCGCCUCUCGCCAACAGGCCCCGUCCCGCCCACUCUGUUCCCAUCCGUCUCUCUGCUGGCGCGAUGAACUCGGCGCCUCCCCUCAACGACCUGCUCAACCUGAACUCGCCCGCCGCCGCCGCCGCCACCGCCGCCAACUCCGGUCUGCUGGUGGACGUCUUCUCGGACGCCACGCCGGAGCCCGCCUCUGCCUUCGCCUCCCCGCCUGCGCCCGACGUCUCUGACGAGAGUUUCAGCAGGUUUGUGUGUAAGAACAACGGUGUCCUCUACGAGAAUCAACUUUUGCAGAUUGGCCUGAAGUCCGAGUACCGGCAGAACCUGGGUCGCAUGUACGUGUUCUUUGGCAACAAGACGUCCAGCCAGUUUGUCGGCUUCUCCUCGUCUGUGGCCAGUGACGACACACUCAAAGCUCAUGUGAACGUCCACGCCAAAGCGGUGGAUCCCGUGAUCGAGGGCGGCGCUCAGGUUCAGCAAGUCCUCAACAUCGAAUGCGUGUCGGAGUUCAGCGACACGCCUCUGCUCAACAUCCAGUUCAGGUACGGCGGCGCACCGCAGACCCUCUCCAUCAAGCUCCCCGUGAUGCUCAACAAGUUCUUCCAACCGACGCCGAUGACGUCGCAAGACUUCUUCCAGCGCUGGAAGCAGCUCGGCCUUCCUCAGCAGGAAGUCCAGAAGAUCUUCAAGUCCAAACACCCGAUGGACACUGAAGUGACCAAGGCCAAGAUUUCAGGCUUUGGCGUGGCCCUGCUGGAGGGCGUGGAUCCCAACGACGCAAACUUUGUCGGCGCCGGCGUGAUUCACACCAAAACCUCUCAGGUGGGAUGUCUUCUCAGGCUGGAGCCCAACACGCAAGCGCAGAUGUACCGUUUGACUCUGCGGACCAGCCGUGACAGCGUGUCUCAAAGACUUUGCGAUCUGCUCUCAGAUCAAUUCUAGAAUCCUUCUUUAUACAGUGUCAAGUUUUUUUUCUAAAUGAUUUUUGGCACAUCCAGUGAGCACCACUGUAAAGUAUUCAAACCCCUCCACAUUUUCUACAUUUUGCUGUACUACAGACUUAUCCUCCAUAAGUAUUCACACCCCUUGCCGAUUUCCACUGACCGUCCUUGAGAUGCUUCUACGAGUCCAUCAGUUGGUUGAACGUCCUUUGGAUUGGCACGCGGCUGUCUUCCGUUUUUAAGUUCUCACAGUUGGCAGAGCAGAAACCAAGCGAUGAAGUCUAAGGAACUGUCUGCAGACCUCUGAGACGGGAUUGUGCCAAGGCAGGAAUUUCAGCAGGCUGAAGAGCACCGUGGUCUCCGUUAUUCGGAAAUGGAAGAAGUUUGGAACCGCCUUCCCAUAUCUGGCCGUCCGACCGAGCCGAGUAACCGGGGAAGAAAGGCCUCGGACAGAGAGGUGAAUAAGAACCCUACGGUCACUUGGGCGCAGAUCCAGUAUUUCCUUGCGUGGAUAGCAGAACCAUCCAGAAGGGCAGCCGUUGCUAACGCAAACCACCAAUCAGGACUUUAUAGAAGGAAGAAGAAGGAAGUCGGCUAAAUAGAAGGCACCUUAAGGAUCCUCAGACCUGCAGGAACAAAAUUCUGUGGUCUGAUCAGACCGAAAUAGAGCAAAGGCUAAUAGCAUCAGGAGAGGAAGAGGCACUGAGCAUCGUUUUUAUACUGGAGGAACUGGACGACUCAUCCGCAUAACUGCCAAAUCGAGAGAAAUUCUUCAAGAGAACAGAGUCCUGUGGAACUCAGACCAGCGCCUUGAUCCACCUUCCACACAGCUUAGAUGACAACGGCUUCAGGAGGAGGACAGAUCUUGGUCUUAAAUCCAGUCGGCAAACCUCUGGAAGGACCUAAAAAUGGCUGUCCGCCGACGCUGCCCGUCUAACCUGACGGACCUUGAGAGGGUCUGCAGAGAAGAAUGGGAGAAAAUACCCCAAAACGGGUGCGCCAAGUUCGGAGAGACACCCGAGAAGAUGGGAGGGAGGCUGUGAUUGCUGCCAAAGGUGCGUCAACAAAAUAUUCAGCUAAGGGUGUGAACACUUAUGGAACUCUGAUGAUGUUCAAAAGACAAAUGAGUAAUUAUUACAAAUUGCUCACAUUUUCAAAACAUUUUUACGACCGUCUGAAAUGCUCUAAAAACAAACGAGACGCCUAUCUCCUUUGCAAUAACUGGAGAAGGAAAAUGUGGAAAAAGUGAAGGGGUGUGUACACUUUCGAGUGGCAGUUGUAGCUUCACUGCCAUUGACUUGCCAUCACUGGGCUGAGCACACGAUUAAAGAGAUUUUUCUUUUUGUUUUGAAUAAGGAUCUUGACACCUUGUCCCCAUUUUGCACGCGAGUUUGAUGUUACCAUGGUGACGGUGCUUUAACAUCGUCUGCUUUGUAGCCACGUUGUUGUUGUUUGCGGCCUUUUUAAGCGACACCCUUCGUACUGGAGCUUCCCGACGGUGCCUUUCCCGUGAAACACAAGCACACUGCCUCACUCCUUCUACCUGAAUGCAUUUCACAUGCUAGACACUCGAGUUUUCUAUUUUCUAACACUCCUCACUGCCUUAAGAGUGCUUUUGUCUCAAAAUAAAGCGUUCUCCUCUUAAAGGGCCACGUGUCCUUUUUACGAGGGGUUAAACGAUAGCAAA
Messenger RNA from Syngnathoides biaculeatus (alligator pipefish), 4938 nucleotides. RefSeq names its product AP-2 complex subunit alpha-2-like. Gene Ontology annotation, cellular component: AP-2 adaptor complex; membrane coat. The transcript is spliced from 23 exons. Lineage: Eukaryota; Metazoa; Chordata; Actinopteri; Syngnathiformes; Syngnathidae. Gene Ontology annotation, biological process: intracellular protein transport; clathrin-dependent endocytosis. Gene Ontology annotation, molecular function: clathrin-cargo adaptor activity. Bases 340 to 3252 code for a protein of 970 amino acids. The record is from RefSeq and is a predicted model, not a curated record.